Molecule: messenger RNA, 918 nt
Organism: Coniosporium apollinis CBS 100218
Lineage: Eukaryota; Fungi; Ascomycota; Dothideomycetes
Exons: 2
Coding region: 1-918 (305 amino acids)
Source: RefSeq, a predicted model, not a curated record
AUGGCUCUCGAAGAACACAGGAAAGAGUCAGGAGCUUUGAAGACGAAGACACAAGAAACUUUAGAGGAGCUCCGAAAAGCCAAAGACGCGGCGAAGAGACGAGAGACAGAGAGGCAGCGCCUUUCGGAACAGUUGGACGAAGUCAGAGCCACCGCUCAGAGCGAAAAAGAGGCGCUGUCGUUGUCAUUAGAUGUGGAGAGGGCACGCCUCUCAGGGUGUCCAUUAGUCGGUCCGGGCUCGUCCAAGGCUCUCGGACGGUCCGCCGAGGAAGUUAAAGAGUCAAAGCAAGCAGCUCAAAGCUGUGAGAAUGAGAUCGAAGGUGUAAGGGCAGAGCUGAAACAAGUCACCACACGCGCGGAAACGGCAGAAAAGAAGCUUCGUCGGGCAGCCAGCACACUCCAGAGCCGAGACGAUAGAAUACGACGCCUGAAGGCAGAUGUGAGGAGGGUCUACAAGCAAGUUGAAGAUGUGGCGGAAGAGCUGGAUGCCGCGAACGAGGAAGCUCGUAUUAACAGAAAGGAGUUCUCCAAGCAAGAGAAUGAGGCGGGAGAGAGAUUGAGGAAGGUAACGGAAAUGGCCAAAGCCUAUAAAGAAAGGCUGGGAAGGGCGAUCGAGGUGAUGAGGGGCUGGAGUGAAAGAGCCGAAGAAAUAAAGACGCACCUAGAGCGAACGGCAGAGGAUGCGAAGGCUGAGCUCCAGCAAGCAAGCCAUGCGUAUUCAGGCAAAGAGGCUAAGCUGAAAGCGCAAAUGGACGGCCUUUCCGGACAGCUUCAGGCAGCAAACCAAAGCUGCAUUGAUCAAUCGGCUGUGUCGAGAAAACAAAUCGGGCACCUUACCAAGACAUACUCUGAAGAGACGACCAAACUCAAGGCAGAUGUUGAGGGACUACGUGGACAGCUCCAGGCCAAUUUCGAUUAG